CAGGAAGAGGAAGAGGAGGAACAAACCGGAUCCAGCAGAGCAGAGAGAAUCACGCGGUCCAGCCCUGCCUGAAUUCGCAGCCCCCACCUGUGGGAUCAUCGCCCCCCAUCCCGCAGGAGUUCCCAUUCCCAGCCCCUGGGAGGCUGCGAGGAAGAGGAAGAGCCUCUCCUUGUCCUUCCUCCCCCAGGGCAGGAGCUGAGGAUGGAGAGCAGGGAGGACAAAUCCCCGCGGCAGAACCUGGUGGGAGAGGCCGUUUUGAGCGGCUCCACGGCGCAGGAACCCGACGGGGAGGAAAAGCCCCGGAGAUCCCGCACGAGGAGGGGCUGCAAAGGCAGAUCGCGGGGAUCUGAGGGGGAAAGACCCACCCUGGGCCGGGGAGGCGGCCGGAGAUGGAGCCAGAGCUCGGAGCUGGGGGUCCCUGAGCAGCUCCAUGAUGGGGAGAAGCCCCACAAGUGCUCGGAGUGUGGGAAGGGCUUCAGGUGGAGGUGUGAGCUUAUUAUGCACCAAAGGAUCCACACCGGGGAGAGGCCCUACGAGUGUUCUGAGUGUGGGAAGAGCUUCACCCAGAGGUCCAACCUGAUCAAGCACAUGGUGAGCCACACCGGGGAGAGGCCCUACGAGUGUUCCAAGUGUGGGAACAGAUUCUCACAGAGCUCCAGCCUGAUUACGCACUGGCGCAUCCACACCGGGGAGAAGCCCUACGAGUGUUCCAAGUGUGGGAAGAGGUUUCCAACCAGCUCCUGUCUCCUCCGGCACUAUCGGAGUCACACAGAGGAGAGGCCCUUCUGCUGCCCCGACUGCGGGAAGGGAUUCAGGAACAACUCAGACCUCAUCAAGCACCAGAGGAUCCACACCGGGGAGAGGCCCUACGAGUGUUCUGAGUGUGGGAAGAGGUUUCAGACCAGCUCCUGUCUCCUCCGGCACUAUCGGAGUCACACAGAGGAGAGGCCCUUCCGCUGCCCCGACUGUGGGAAGGGAUUCAGGCAAAACUCAGACCUCAUCAAGCACCAGAGGAUCCACAGAGAGAGGCCCUACGAGUGUUCGAAGUGUGGGAAGAGAUUCUCCAGGAGCUCUACGUUGACCCGACACCAACCGAGUCACCGGUAAGGGAAGCCUUGCGAGUGCCCCGAGUGUCAAAGAGCUUCAUGCGCUGCUCCAGCUGCCCCCAUCCCCAGAGGAGCGACGCUGGGCAGGGUGCUGGUGACCCACAUUCCCCGUUUUCCAUGUUGGGAACACACCUGGCUGGCUUUUCUUUUGCUUUGGCCUUAAUUUUCCUCUGCUUCAUCUUCAUCCCUCAAAUCAGCCUGAAUGGGGUUAUAUGAAAGAAAUUGAUCAAAAAUUCCUGAAGUCCCAGCAUUGCACAGGCAGUUAAGGGGGAAUUUAGGAUUUGGAGACACAUUCUGUGUGGAGUGCCACAGGAUCACCCUUUUCCCACUGGAUUCCCAAUGGAUUAUCCCUUUUCCAAAUGGAUUCUCAGUGGAUCAGCCCUUUCCCCACUGGAUUCCCAGUGGAUCACCCUUUCCCCACUGGAUUCCCAGAGGAUCACCUUUUCCCACUUUGCAUUUGUAUUUUUAGUUUUUCCUAAUAAAGAACUGGUAUUCCUGGUCCCA
Taeniopygia guttata (zebra finch) is the source of this 1610-nucleotide messenger RNA. RefSeq names its product zinc finger protein 565 (gene ZNF565). The record is from RefSeq and is a predicted model, not a curated record. Gene Ontology annotation, molecular function: RNA polymerase II cis-regulatory region sequence-specific DNA binding; DNA-binding transcription repressor activity, RNA polymerase II-specific. Lineage: Eukaryota; Metazoa; Chordata; Aves; Passeriformes; Estrildidae. Gene Ontology annotation, cellular component: nucleoplasm. Gene Ontology annotation, biological process: regulation of cytokine production; negative regulation of transcription by RNA polymerase II; regulation of immune system process.